Molecule: messenger RNA, 1527 nt
Organism: Clonostachys rhizophaga
Lineage: Eukaryota; Fungi; Ascomycota; Sordariomycetes; Hypocreales; Bionectriaceae
Source: the annotation of a GenBank genome assembly
AUGCCUACCAACGAGACGACACCGCUCCUUGGCGACAACGGCAUUUCGCCUGCCUCGGAUAGACAGAUUGAUGAAGAUGAGGUUCUCAAGGUUUCGCCGGAAGCUUGGGCCGAGCGCUUCAUCGAGAAGGGCGAGAGCUGGCGACGCGACUAUGAGCGAAAGCUCAUCCGCAAGGUCGACCUUCGUUUAAUGCCUACCCUCAUCAUCAUGUACCUCCUCAAUUUCCUCGAUCGUUCGAACCUCACCCAAGCUCGACAGGGCACAUUGGAACAGGAUCUGGGGAUGCAAGGCACGGACUACAAUGCCGCUACCAGCAUCUUCUUCGUGGGCUACUUGUUGAUGCAGCUGCCAUCUAAUCUGCUUCUCACGCGGGUUAGGCCAUCUUGGUACCUGGCCUCUUCUUGCUUGCUAUGGGGCAUCAUGUCAACGUCCAAUGCCGCGUCUCAGAACUUCACUCACCUCAUCAUCAUUCGGUUCUUCUUGGGGUUUGUGGAAGCUCCUUUCUUCCCAGGCGCAGUCUUUCUGAUGAGCUCUUGGUAUACGCGCGCCGAGCUCACCCAGCGUAUCGCAUGGUUAUACACCGGCAAUGCCCUUGCAAACAUGUUUGGUGGCCUUCUCGGCGCUACUAUCCUAGGCAGUCUCGAGGGUACUUUGGGCAUUUCCGGCUGGAGAUGGCUAUUCCUUAUCGAAGGCGGUCUCGCCGUUUGUUUUGCGUUGCUGUCAGCAUUCCUCCUGCCUGAUUACCCGCAUACUACUACAUGGCUUGAUUCCGAAGGAAAAGCCUUCGCCGCAUGGCGUUUGCUCGGUGAUUACCGUGAAGCAGAUUCAUACAGUAAUGUCUCUGUCUGGAAGGGUGUUCUGAUGGCGAUCAAGGAUUAUCGUCUGUACGCUUUCAUUGUCUUCCAGCAUACCAGCCUUCUUUCUCAGAGCUUCCAAUAUUUCUUCCCUGUUCUGGUGGGCACAUUAGGCUACGACAAAAUCACGACAUUGUGGCUCACGGUGCCUUGUUGGUUUGCCACUUUUCUCAUUUCCAUUGCCGUAACGUUUACUUCAGCAAAGACUCAAGACCGAUCGAUACAUAUUAUUGGGCUUAUGCUGGUGGCAACCAUAGGUAACGCCAUCGCAGCCACCUCCACCGUGAAUGCUGUGCGCUACUUUGCUAUGUUUUUGAUGCCUAUGGGUUCCAUCUCUGCUUAUCAAAUUCUGGUGGCAUGGGUUGCCAACUCCUUCCCACGGCCGCUGGUCAAGCGUUCAGCUGUCAUCGCCAUCUCUAACAUGAUUGGCAACACCGCAACCAUCUACGGAUCAUACAUGUACCCAUCUUCCACAGGUCCUCGCUAUAUACUGGGAAGUACUAUCAAUACCAUUGUCUGCCUUUUAGUCGUGGCGCUAGCUAUUGCUCUACGAUUUAUGCAUGUACGAGAGAACAAACUGCUUGCGCGAGCUGAGGAGGGGCAGGCUGAAACAUCCGAGGACAGUGAUGUAUCUACGGAGACAAGGAACCCAGGGUUUAGAUACAUCUACUAG